AUGGCGGCUGACUUGAAAGGGAAGGUGCUAACAGUUCUAGGUCCCAUAGACCCGUCAGCCCUGGGCCGUACCCUGACCCAUGAACACCUGAUGUGCGACACGUUACCCAUUCGUGCAGACAUCCCCCCUCCUGCCUUCCUCCCUCACAUGAACGACCUGCCCUUCACCAUGGACAACCUGGGCUUCAUCAGACAAUACCCUUGGAGCUACCACGCGAAUGCAACUAUGUACGGGGAGGAACACCACAUCAUAGAAGAGCUGAAGUUCUUUAAACAACGUGGAGGCGGCUCCAUUGUGGAAUGUACCACUCUGGGCCUGAGGAGAGAUGUACACAUGUUCAAGAAGAUGUCAGAGGAAUCUGGGGUGAACAUCAUUGCAGGAACUGGCUACUAUGUGGGGUCCUCCCUCCCACCAGAGGUCCAUAGUGCAAGUCAGGAGGAGCUGGUGUCUACCAUGGUCCGUGACGUCACCCAGGGGGCUGAUGGAACAGACGUCAGGUGUGGGGUAAUUGGAGAGAUAGGAACAUGCUGGCCGAUAACAGCUACAGAGAAGAAGACCCUCCAGGCAGCUGCUGUAGCUCAGAGUGAGCUGGGCUGUGCAGUCAUCAUCCACCCCGGCCGGGAUAAACAGGCUCCAGCCGAGGUCAUCCGCAUUCUGGCAGAGGCAGGAGGAGACAUCAGCAAGACUGCCAUGUCCCAUCUGGACAGAACUUUCAGUAAGAAGGAGGACCUCUCGGAGUUUGCCACCCUGGGCUGUUACCUGGAGUUUGACCUGUUUGGGAUCGAGACGUCACUUUAUCAGCUGGCCUUAGACUUCGACAUGCCCACCGAUGCUCAGCGUAUCCAGAUGGUCAAACACGUGAUACAGGACGGCUGUGAAGAUCGCGUGGUGAUCGCACAUGACUUGGCAAACAAACAUAGACUUAUGCACUAUGGAGGCCAUGGUUAUUCCCACAUUCUCCUCAACGUUGUACCCAAGAUGCUGACCAGAGGCAUCUCACAAGAACAGGUGGACAAGAUCCUCAUUAACAACCCCAGGAACCUACUGACUUUUACAUGAAGAACUGAAGCAAACUUAACAUGCUCCUGAUAUUCUUGUAUUCAGGUUAAUCUCUAUAUGUAUGCUAACAUGAUGUGGAUGCUGCCCCAAACAAAAUUGACUCUUGUACAGGACUUGUUUGAGGUAUUUUGGCCUCUUUGACGAGGUAUUUUGGCCUCUUUGACAGUAAUGUUACAUGUACUAUUGGGCUCCUUCCAUGAUCUAACCACUCCACUUUCUCAACAAUGACACUAUUUUGUACAGCAUGU
This is a messenger RNA of Branchiostoma belcheri (Belcher's lancelet), 1307 nucleotides long. Its product is annotated as phosphotriesterase-related protein-like. NCBI's taxonomy places the organism in Eukaryota, Metazoa, Chordata, Leptocardii, Amphioxiformes, Branchiostomatidae. Gene Ontology annotation, biological process: catabolic process. The coding region runs from base 1 to 1059 and encodes 352 amino acids. The record is from RefSeq and is a predicted model, not a curated record. Gene Ontology annotation, molecular function: hydrolase activity, acting on ester bonds; zinc ion binding. The transcript is spliced from 7 exons.